Molecule: messenger RNA, 1422 nt
Organism: Abrus precatorius (Indian licorice)
Lineage: Eukaryota; Viridiplantae; Streptophyta; Magnoliopsida; Fabales; Fabaceae
Product: 3-epi-6-deoxocathasterone 23-monooxygenase CYP90D1-like
Exons: 8
Coding region: 1-1422 (473 amino acids)
Biological process (GO): sterol metabolic process; multicellular organism development; brassinosteroid biosynthetic process
Molecular function (GO): heme binding; oxidoreductase activity, acting on paired donors, with incorporation or reduction of molecular oxygen, NAD(P)H as one donor, and incorporation of one atom of oxygen; iron ion binding
Source: RefSeq, a predicted model, not a curated record
AUGGACAAUAUUUGGAUUGUGUUUGUGACAGUAUUUCUCUUAUGCACUGUGAUACUCUAUAGGAACAGGCUUAGCCUUAUGCUCAAAUCAAAACAUAGAAACAAGCUUCCAUUAGGCACUCUUGGAUGGCCAUUUAUAGGUGAAACCAUUGAGUUUGUUUCAUGUGCUUACUCUGAUCGCCCCGAGAGCUUCAUGGACAAGCGACGCAGCACGUAUGGCAAGGUGUUUAAGUCACACAUAUUUGGAAGCCCUACAAUUGUGUCCACGGAUGCAGAUGUGAAUAAAUUCAUACUGCAAAGUGAUGCAAAGGUUUUUGUUCCUUCUUAUCCUAAGUCUCUUACUGAGUUGAUGGGAGAGUCUUCUAUUUUGCUCAUCAAUGGAAGCCUUCAGAGGAAAAUACAUGGACUCAUUGGAGCUUUCUUCAAGUCUCAACAGCUAAAGGCUCAGAUUACCAGAGAUAUGGAGAAAUAUGUCAAAGAAUCAAUGGCAAGCUGGAGGGAGGACUACCCCAUAUACAUACAAGAUGAAACAAAAAAGAUUGCUUUUCAUGUACUAGUCAAGGCAUUGAUUAGUUUGGAUCCGGGUGAAGAAAUGGAGCUUCUAAAGAAACAUUUUCAGGAAUUCAUCUCUGGCCUCAUGUCUUUACCUAUAAACCUACCAGGAACUAAACUUUAUCAUUCCUUACAGGCAAAAAAGAAAAUGGUGAAAUUAGUGAGAAGAAUUAUCCUUGCUAAAAGAAAUAGUGGCAUCUCCACAGUUCCAAAAGAUGUGGUGGAUGUGCUUCUCCAUGAUGCAAGUGAAAAAUUGACUGAUGAUUUAAUAGCUGAUAAUAUUAUUGAUAUGAUGAUUCCAGGGGAGGACUCAGUGCCAGUUCUUAUGACUCUAGCUACAAAGUAUUUAUCAGAAUGUCCUCAAGCUUUGCAACAAUUGACUGAGGAAAAUAUGGAGCUUAAGAAACUUAAAGAUCAGGUUGGGGAGCCCUUGUGUUGGAGUGAUUAUUUAUCAUUGCCAUUUACUCAAACAGUCAUCACUGAAACUUUGAGAAUGGGAAAUGUUAUUAUUGGUGUCAUGAGAAAGGCCAUAAAAGAUGUAGAAAUAAAAGGCUACUUAAUACCAAGAGGGUGGUGUGUGUUUGCAAAUUUUAGAUCAGUUCAUCUAGAUGACAAAAACUAUGAGUGGCCAUAUCAAUUCAAUCCAUGGAGGUGGCAAGACAAAGACAUGAGCAAUUGCAAUUUCACUCCUUUUGGAGGGGGACAAAGGUUGUGCCCGGGCCUUGACUUGGCCAGGCUGGAAGCUUCCAUCUUCCUACACCACUUUGUCACUCAAUUCAAAUGGCAUGCCGAAGAAGAUACAAUAGUGAACUUCCCUACUGUAAGAAUGAAAAGGAGGAUGCCUGUGUUGGUAAGGAGAGUGGAAUCUUAA